This is a messenger RNA of Gracilinanus agilis (Agile Gracile Mouse Opossum), 1737 nucleotides long. RefSeq names its product autophagy related 14 (gene ATG14). Lineage: Eukaryota; Metazoa; Chordata; Mammalia; Didelphimorphia; Didelphidae. The transcript has 10 exons. Gene Ontology annotation, cellular component: phosphatidylinositol 3-kinase complex, class III; extrinsic component of phagophore assembly site membrane; extrinsic component of omegasome membrane. The record is from RefSeq and is a predicted model, not a curated record. Gene Ontology annotation, biological process: cellular response to starvation; autophagosome assembly; mitophagy. The coding region runs from base 12 to 1493 and encodes 493 amino acids.
CUGAGGCCAUCAUGGCGUCUCCCAGUGGGAAAGUAUCCCGGGCGUUGGAGGCUCCCGGCUGUGGCUGCCGGCCGGCGUCCCGGGACCUUGUGGAUUCGGUGGAGGACGCGGAGGGCUUGUACGUGGCGGUUGAGCGGUGCCCCCUGUGCAACACCACUCGCAGGCGGCUGACCUGCGCGAAGUGCGUCCAGACCGGCGACUUCGUUUUCUUCGACGGCCGGGACGGUGAAAGGUUUAUAGACAAGAAGGAAAGGUUAAACCAUCUUAAAAGCAAGCAGGAUGAAUUCCGAAAAGAUGUGCUAAAGGCCAUUAUGGAAGGAAAAUGGAUAACAGAUCAGUUGAGAUGGAAAAUAAUGUCCUGUAAAUUGAGAAUUGAACAGCUGAAACAAACAAUAUGUAAAGGAAAUGAAGAAAUGACAAGAAAUUCCGAGGGCCUUCUCAAAACUAAAGAAAAGAAUCAGAAGCUGUUCUGUCGAGCUCAGCGGCACCAAGAGAAGAAGGAAAAAAUCCAGAGGCACAACCGCAGACUUGGAGAUCUCGUAGAAAAGAAGCAUGAUGACUUAAGAAGUCAGUACGACCGUCUGGCACACUUUCGACGCUCUCAUAUUUUAGAACUCACCUCGAUCAUUUUUCCCAUUGAAGAAGUGAAGACUGGCAUAAGGGACCCUGCAGAUACAACCUCAGAGAGUGACACUGCCAUGACCUCCAGCACUGUGAGCAAGCUUGCAGAAGCCAGGAGGACUACUUAUCUUUCUGGGAGAUGGGUUUGUGAUGACCACAAUGGAGAUACAAGCAUUAGCAUUGCAGGACCCUGGAUUAGUCUUCCUAACAAUGGAGACUAUUCUGCUUACUACAACUGGGUAGAAGAGAAAAAAACAACACAGGGGCCUGAUAUGGAACAUAAUAACCCUGCCUACACCAUCAGUGCUGCCCUGUGCUAUGCAACUCAGCUUGUCAACAUUUUGUCUCAUAUACUUGAUGUAAAUCUUCCCAAAAAAUUAUGUAACAGUGAGUUUUGUGGAGAGAAUCUAAGCCGGCGGAAAUUUACUCGUGCUGUCAAGAAGUUGAAUGCCAACAUUCUUUACCUCUGCUUUUCUCAGCACGUAAAUUUAGACCUAUUGCACCCACUACAUACACUCAGGAAUCUAAUGUACCUGGUCAGUCCAGACACGGAACAUUUGGGCAGGUCUGGGCCCUUUGAAGUCAGUGCUGAUCUUGAAGAUUCCAUGGAAUUUUUGGAUCCUGCUGCUGCUGGAGAAACAGAUGAAAGCGGGGAUGAGCGGAUCAGUGACGAAGAGACGGACCUCGGCACAGACUGGGAGAAUCUGCCCAGCCCCCGCUUCUGUGACAUUCCUUCCCAGCCCGUGGAGGUGCUGCAGAGCCACAGCACCCAGGUGUCCCAGCCUGUGGCCAGCAGUAGCGCCGGGGGCAUGAUCUCCUCCGCCGCGGCCUCCGUGACGUCCUGGUUCAAGGCUUACACGGGGCAUCGCUAGGGAGCAGCCAAGAGACAAUGACAGAUCCACAGAGUGAACAUUUCUCUCCCACAAUGUGUAGUUUUACCUAUUCAGUUAAGUAGUGCCUGGAACAAAAAAAUAAAUAAACUAAUUUUUUAAAAGCAGAGUUCAAUUCAACAGACAUUUAUUAAAGUUAAACCUUUUUAUUUACAAAGAUUGACUGCUGAUAACAUUUUGUAAAUUAGGUAAAUCCACCCUUAGGACCUACUUCACCACCUGCAUA